CCAUGCAAGGGCCAAUACACAACGGCCUAAAGGAGGAUAUUAUUACCCAUUAUUUACUGACACAAUUUUCCUUAAAGUGAGUCGUGCAGAACGUAGAUACUAGACUGGUUGUUGCAUGUAUCGCCUUAAGUUAUUCUGAACUGUCAGAGCAAUUCCACGGGCCAGUCAAGUCGAUUUGAAGAGUGCUUGAUUUCUGUCGCACCUCGUUUACGAUCCAAAAGAUUCCAAUACUCAGUCGAUUGCUCUUUGCUUCCUUGGAUACGGAGUAACGAUGAAGAAAAGCUCGAAGAAAGAUCCGAUAAGCGAGCAUAUGCACGAGCUCAAAAACGAGUUCAACGAAAAAUGGGAAAAACCAGAGCACAAUACAGCAAGUUUAGAAGAAUUCGAUCGCUUGAAAACACUGGGAACUGGAUCAUUUGGUCGGGUAAUGCUUGUACAACAUAAAGAUAGCAAAAGAUACUUCGCUAUGAAAAUUUUAGACAAGCAGAAGGUAGUCAAGUUGAAACAAGUUGAGCAUACCUUGAAUGAAAAGAAAAUCCUCCAAGCUAUCAGUUUUCCGUUUCUCGUAAAUCUUGAAUGGCAUUUCAAGGAUAAUUCAAACUUGUACAUGGUCCUGGAAUUUGUACCUGGUGGAGAAAUGUUUUCACACCUCAGACGUAUUGGGAGAUUCAGUGAAACACAUUCAAGAUUCUAUGCUGCACAGAUUGUUCUGGCUUUUGAAUAUCUUCACAAUCUUGAUCUCAUAUACAGGGAUUUGAAACCUGAGAACUUGCUGAUCGAUGACAAAGGAUACCUGAAAGUUACAGAUUUUGGUUUUGCAAAAAGAGUUAAAGGAAGAACAUGGACUCUCUGUGGAACUCCUGAAUACCUUGCACCUGAGAUUAUUCUAAGCAAAGGCUAUAACAAAGCUGUUGACUGGUGGGCUCUUGGAGUAUUGAUUUAUGAAAUGGCAGCAGGCUAUCCACCAUUUUUUGCAGAUCAACCUAUUCAGAUCUAUGAAAAGAUUGUUUCUGGAAAGGUUCGAUUUCCAUCACAUUUUACAAGUGAUCUCAAGGAUCUUCUUCGCAAUCUACUUCAAGUUGAUUUGACAAAGCGUUAUGGAAACUUAAAAAAUGGUGUUGAAGAUAUUAGAUUCCACAGGUGGUUUGGCCAGUCAUACGAAUGGCUCAAUCUCUACUACAGAAAAUUGGAAGCUCCAUUUAUUCCCAAGUGUAAAGGACCUGGUGACCCAAGUAACUUUGAUGAUUACGAAGAAGAGCCUCUUCACAUUUCUGGAACUGAGAAGUGUGCAAAGGAAUUUGCAGAUUUCUAAAAGCUGGAUCUUUGCUGUGGAUAUGGUGUAAUGCCCUAUUUAGAUUGUACAGCACAAGUAUUUGAUCUUAAUAUAUGACAUUCAUCAGCCUCCGGGGCCGAAUAACUUAUCGUUUCGUAACCAGGAUGGGCAUGGCCCCAUCUGACCCAUAACUAGGCUCUAAAAAGUUGGACAAGUGGGUCCAGAGUUAAGAAAAAACAUUUUAUUUAUAUGAAAACGAUUCUUAAAAAUAGUAGCAUUAUAAUAGAUUUUAGCAAAGAAAAUAAGUAAGAAUUUUUAAGAGUUGGUAUGUAAAUGUUUUACUUGUAAUUUAUAUUCUUUACAAAUCUCCAUUCUCGUAAGGGCCAUGUUGAGUGCAGAUUCUAUAUUCUAAAUUCCAAACGUUUAUCUGCCRUGUUGACUUGUAAGUUGAGCUCUUAUGAAUUCUUAAUUGUCAAUAAAGCUCCAGAGCCCAAAUACA
Exaiptasia diaphana is the source of this 1772-nucleotide messenger RNA. Its product is annotated as cAMP-dependent protein kinase catalytic subunit 1. Gene Ontology annotation, cellular component: cAMP-dependent protein kinase complex; nucleus. The transcript has 11 exons. Gene Ontology annotation, molecular function: ATP binding; cAMP-dependent protein kinase activity. Lineage: Eukaryota; Metazoa; Cnidaria; Anthozoa; Actiniaria; Aiptasiidae. The record is from RefSeq and is a predicted model, not a curated record. Bases 272 to 1312 code for a protein of 346 amino acids. Gene Ontology annotation, biological process: peptidyl-serine phosphorylation.